UCAACCAAACAGAGCAUUACUGCCGCUUUUUACCCUCCGUCUCAGUGGCUCUGCCUCUGCUACAUCACCGCGGCCUUGGUCCGUCGUCCAGCCAUGGCAGCCGCUAAUCUCGUCUCGAAUCCGCCGUCACUUCCCAGAACCCUAAACCGCGCGAUCCCCAAACCCUUUUUCCUGAAACCAAUUUCCACACUCAAACCCAGGUGGGUCACAAGGGCGGUUCUGUCAACUUCAGAGCCAAAAACCCAGAAAUUCCAGCACUGCUUUUCGAAAUCCGAGGAUGGGUUCUUGUACUGCGAGGGAGUCAAGGUUGAGGACGUCAUGCGCUCUGCCGAGAAAAGACCGUUUUACCUAUACAGCAAAUCCCAAAUCACCAGAAACGUCGAGGCUUACAAGGAUGCUUUGGAGGGUUUGGGUUCGAUUAUUGGGUAUGCGAUUAAGGCCAAUAAUAAUCUCAAGAUUUUGGAGCAUUUGAGGAAGUUGGGGUGUGGGGCUGUCCUUGUUAGCGGCAAUGAGCUCAAGUUGGCCCUCCAUGCUGGUUUUGAUCCUGCUAGGUGUAUUUUUAAUGGAAAUGGAAAAAUCUUGGAGGAUCUGGUGGUAGCUGCCCAAGAGGGUGUUUUUGUGAACAUUGACAGUGAAUUUGAUUUAGAAAACAUUGUUGAAGCAGCAAGGAUUUCUGGGAAGAAAGUUAAUGUGCUUCUGAGGAUUAACCCUGAUGUGGAUCCCCAGGUGCAUCCUUAUGUUGCCACGGGAAAUAAAAAUUCCAAAUUUGGCAUCAGAAAUGAGAAGCUGCAAUGGUUCUUGGAUGCUAUAAAGGCACAUCCAAAGGAAUUGAAGCUUGUUGGAGCUCAUUGUCAUCUUGGGUCUACCAUAACCAAAGUAGAUAUAUUCAGAGAUGCUGCAGUCUUGAUGGUGGCCUUUAUCGACCAAAUUCGUACUCAGGGAUUUGAAAUUGAUUUCUUGAACAUUGGUGGCGGGCUGGGGAUUGAUUAUUAUCACUCUGGAGCCAUCCUGCCUUCACCCAGGGAUCUGAUAGAUACCGUCAGGGAAUUGGUUGUUUCAAGAAACCUGAAUCUCAUCAUUGAACCCGGAAGGUCACUUAUUGCUAAUACAUGCUGCUUGGUGAACCGUGUCACUGGAGUUAAAACAAACGGGACGAAAAACUUCAUUGUAAUUGACGGUAGCAUGUCGGAGCUUAUUCGUCCGAGUCUCUAUGAUGCUUACCAGCACAUUGAGUUAGCUUCUCCCACACCCUCGGACUCCAAGGUUUCUACAUUUGAUGUUGUGGGUCCCGUAUGUGAGUCGGCAGAUUUCUUGGGAAAGAAUAGAGAACUUCCAACCCCUCCAAAAGGUUGUGGCUUGGUUGUUCAUGAUGCGGGUGCCUACUGCAUGAGUAUGGCAUCAACCUACAAUCUCAAGAUGCGCCCUCCCGAGUAUUGGGUUGAAGAGGAUGGACGCGUAUCAAAAAUAAGGCACGCCGAGAUGUUCGAAGACCAUUUGAGAUUCUUUGAGGGCCUUUAAUAUGGCGUUUUGAUUUAGCGGUUUCAUUUAUGCUGUUGUUUGGCUCUCUGUGAUAUACAUCGUCUAUUUGAUUUGUUGAACAUUGAGAAUGGAACAUCGAUUAUGUUUCACUCACACCAAUGUUGACACUACCACUUUUCACAUACAAUCGUUAUGUUUGUGUGAUUGUCUCUGAUCGUGCCAACCGGUACUUUUCCAAUGGAACAUUGAGCUCCCAAUCCCCCUUUUCAAGAUGGGAAAUUUAUAUCACACAUUUGAGGUUC
Molecule: messenger RNA, 1781 nt
Organism: Cuscuta campestris
Lineage: Eukaryota; Viridiplantae; Streptophyta; Magnoliopsida; Solanales; Convolvulaceae
Source: the annotation of a GenBank genome assembly